Molecule: messenger RNA, 534 nt
Organism: Mesorhabditis spiculigera
Lineage: Eukaryota; Metazoa; Nematoda; Chromadorea; Rhabditida; Rhabditidae
Source: the annotation of a GenBank genome assembly
AUGCCACUCGCCGAAAUGCAAAUGCGAGACGACCGCCGCGGGCCACCGGUAAAAGCGGCGACCAGCCGACUGGCCCAUCGUGGCCAACACGUCGGAGCCAUCAUCGCCAUUACUCGCGAGGAUCUGGAAGGCCUCGUACAAUCCUCCAGAAUUUCCGGCCGCUGGGGAUGCGAAUGCUCGUGCCACUCCUCAGCGCCCCUGGUGGCCGUCCAGCCACGCGCCGCUUCAUUUGGCGUUGAGGGCGGGGCCAGCCAGCAUUCGAUUACAAAUAAGGGAAAAACACGAGUUGCCGUAAAAGUGAAAUGUUCGGAUAAUCGGCUCUACAAAGUUUCGCCAGUUUUUACGUUUAUCGACCCUGGGCAGACUGUCGCAUUAAGCAUAGCACGUGGCGAGGGAGAUUCCAAAAAAGAUAAACUGGUCAUAAUGGUGUUGGAAACGACUCCUCAAGCCCAGGAUCCAAGGGUGGUAUUUGAUGUCUGUGGAAGCCGCCCCAUCAGCCUACCAAUCGCACUAAAUGUCAAAGACCCAAAAGCC